This is a messenger RNA of Ruditapes philippinarum (Manila clam), 2384 nucleotides long. RefSeq lists its product as uncharacterized. Bases 583 to 1563 code for a protein of 326 amino acids. The record is from RefSeq and is a predicted model, not a curated record. NCBI's taxonomy places the organism in Eukaryota, Metazoa, Mollusca, Bivalvia, Venerida, Veneridae. The transcript has 2 exons.
AAUGUAACUUCAAAUUUGCACGCAUUAAAUUAUAAUCACUCGACGUGUCUUGUUUUAUCAUAUAUUUUGUUAAAAUUAUAAGACGUGUCCUAUUUUUGUCACAACGACGACAUUUUAUAUCCAUCAGUCUGUCUUAUACGCAAUCUACACUCGUCUUUUAUUUUAGCACUUACGUUCACACAAUUAUAAAUACGUGAUUUCCGGUUGUUUAUUUUUUUCUACUUCAUAAAUAAUCUUGAAUAACGAUAAACAAAACUUAUUUGCACCGAUAGGCAUUCGGUAUUCAUUAUUUCAAUGCAAAUAAAACAGUUAAAAUGUACGGACUAAAUGUUUUGAAUAGCAUAAAUCAUUUAUAUUAACAAAUACGGAUGUACUUUGUAAUUUAUUUGUAACAUAAAAGUGUUUAGUAAAGAAAAUGUAUCACGAUUGUGUCACAUAAAAUCAAAACUUGAAAUUAUUUUAAAAUUGUUUCAACAUUAAGUUGUAUUUUUUUUGUUAGUGUGGAACUGUAUAAAACAGCGGAUGAGCCUGAAUUAAACCGUCUUGUAGGUAUCAAAUUGGAGUACCUGACAAAGAACUGUGAUGGAAGUAGAGCUUUGCGCUUGUGUAUUGUUAAACCUGUUGGUUUCUUGUAUAGCUUGGCCUCGAUAUGGACGACCGCAUCCACUUUACAAUGGAAGACUUCAAACAAAUGAAAAUAUAUUUGCAAAUGCAGUUCUUCUUGGCUUAGAUUUCAAUGACCUACAAUCACUCCAGGCAGCCAGCGGAAACGUGUUUGGACUUGGGAAUUUAGGUUUGCCAAACAAUGGGUUUCCUAUGAAUGCAUAUGAACGUAAAAGGGCUAGACAAGAUGUGAAUACUCUGACUGCACUUGGUGUAAUCGAUGGCCCUGAAGAGGCAGGUCCAUAUGGGUCUUUAGCUCAAAGUAAUAGACCUGAUCCUCCGGAUAACCCUAGAGGACGGGAUGGAGGUGGGGGCAAUAAAACGAAAACAGGAAAGAAAAGUAAGAGUACACAGAAAAAUACAGGCAAAGUUUCAGCUAAAAGUAAACAAGUGGUAAAAAAUACACACGUUCAGACAAUUGCUGAUUCCAGUGCUAAUUCUGGACUGAUAAAUACACAACCUAUGAUACAAGAUACAAAAAGCAACACUAGAAUAACUGGGCGACAAGGUGUAGUUUUAAAAGGUCAGGUUAAUGAAAUUAAGAGUAUUGAUACUGCAGGAAAACCAGCUCAGGCGAUUAAAACAACGGUGCCUAAACAGAAAUUAGCUACUGAGUUGGUUAAAGUCAUGCGACAGACUCACAAGACUGGAACCGACAAGAGAAACAAUAGAAAAGUUGGGGCAGCUAGUGUAAGAAGGCCAAAGAAACGAAAAACUAAAAGAAAGGGUGGUAACGUUGGGGAAUGGGGAGAUGCUGGAGAAGGUCGGCUAUCAGAGCGGGGUGAUAUACCUUUGAAAGGUAGAGGGAAACAGGUGGUAUGGAGAUCAUCUGGAGGUGAAGAUGCUCAAAUUGGAAGAGGAGAGGUAUUAGACAGACGAGUAUUCGUUGGUCGGUUUUGAUGUAAAUAUCUACUUAAGAAAAUAAGGCGUUGGUUUUACCAUCUUUACCUAACUGUCUACAUAUUAAACAUUUCAUUAAUUCCAGUUUGACAUAAACAUGUUUAUAUUUGGUAACGUGCCAAUGAAUCUGUCAACGAUUUUAUGGCAUGCAUAAUCAUCUAAAAUAUGUUGACUGAUUUAACGUUUUGUAUAAAACCAGGAAUAGAAAGUGAUAAAUUCAAAUGAGAGGACGGAAGGGUUGGAAGAAUACUUCUAUGCUAGUAAUAACUAAUAAUUGCUCAAGAUGAACUGGCCUUCGGUUUGACUUUUUGACACUGAAUCUCUCAUAACCCCACUCACCACAUAAAUUGUGUGAAAGUUAUGGGGUCUGAAGCCAAAUCUAAACUCCACAUUUAUUUUGUAGUCAAUAAUUUCGUUACAGUUCAUUUUUACACUCAAUGUAAAUAGUUAUUUUUUAUACACUGAAUAUCAUUUUAGAUUUACAAGAAUAACUUGGUUAAUAAAAAGGAAAUUUAAGAAGGAAGUUUGUAAAUGAGACCGUUUUGUCCACGGACUUGCAACAGAAUGAAAUUACCUCAAAACCCUGAAAAUCCUGGAAAAAAUCGUUAGUAAUCUUUCUUAUUGAAAAUAUUUUUGUUACGAUUGACACAUUAACCAAUUAUGGUAAGAUUUAACAAUUAUUGAGUUUGAAAAAUGGAACACUGUAACUGGAACUCAAUUUCUAACGCAGUCGUUAGGCAAAUAUAUUUAUAAAUGUUUGAUAAAUAUGCAAAAAUAUAUGAAAAUUGUAAAUAUUAUAUCAAUUAAAUGCUCAUAUACUU